Trypanosoma conorhini is the source of this 2211-nucleotide messenger RNA. RefSeq names its product putative choline/carnitine O-acetyltransferase. Gene Ontology annotation, molecular function: carnitine O-acetyltransferase activity. Gene Ontology annotation, biological process: carnitine metabolic process. Bases 1 to 2211 code for a protein of 736 amino acids. Lineage: Eukaryota; Euglenozoa; Kinetoplastea; Trypanosomatida; Trypanosomatidae. Gene Ontology annotation, cellular component: mitochondrion. The transcript has a single exon. The record is from RefSeq and is a predicted model, not a curated record.
AUGGAUAGACAUUUGUCAACAAAGCUGCCCGAGCAACCCUUUGCGUUGGGGUUUGCCGGCUCGGGCAGCCGCGCCCCUGCGUACCUUGACGCACCGCAGGAGUAUUAUGUGGCCACACGCUCCCCGGUUACCGUCACGCCGCCAGGGCGGACGCACACGAAGGAGUGUUUCAGUGCCUACGGCUACACCGACCCUGUCGACAUGAAGGAGCGGCUUCCGUCGAGGGACGACUUACAGAUGGUACAGCAUCAGUCCCGGCUGCCGCGUUUGCCAAUCCCGACAAUCGAGGAAACGUGCAGUCGGUUUCUCAAAUCUAUUGAGGCCAUCGCCUCCGCCGAGGAGUACUUUGUCGCCGUGAAACUUAUCGGCGAGUUCAAGGCGGCGGGGGGUGUUGGGGAGAAGCUUGACGCCCUCCUUCGCGAGUGGGACCAGCGAUGCGGGCAGCCAAGUUGGCUGGAGGAGUUCUGGGAUGACGCCUACCUCUGUCCACGCGAUCCUAUUCCCAUUAACGUAAACUAUUUCUUUGGCUUCAGUGCCCAUCCGAAUAAGAAGGCCAUGACACAGCUUGGGCGUGCCGCAAGUCUGCUUCACGGCGCGGUCUCUUACCACAUAGACAUUCGUCAAGACAACUUGCUGUGUGAGUUUGAGCGCGACAAACCCGUUUGCAUGUGCCAGAAUCGGUUUCUCUGCUGCACCUCGCGGGUGCCGGGGAGGCGGCGUGAUCGCAAGGUGUGCUACUGUGAAAUUCCUGCCUUAUCAAGGGAUGAGUUGGAGUCUAAAAGCGUGGAAUACGUUUCCUCUCCAGACCCGCCGCGACACUGCAUUGUCAUUCAACGCAACCGGUUUUUCCAAUUAAACGUUAUAAGAGACGACGACACGAUCGUGGAGGUGGAGGAGCUGUUGGUGGCGCUCAAACUUAUUGAGGAACGCGUGGUUACCGCCGAAGAGCCAGGCCCACCUGUUGGGCUGCUGACCACGAUGAACCGCACCGACUGGUUUGAGGCCCGAGAACACCUCAAGCAGCUUGGGAACUACAACACACUGCGUGCGAUUCAGUCAGCCAUUAUUUGUAUCGCGCUUGAUAGCGUGGAGGUGGUGACCUCCGACGAGGCCGCCCGGAUCUUCCUUCACGGCAGCGGCACCAACCGCUGGUUUGAUCGACACAACAUUAUUGUGACACGCGAUGGUUGGGCCGGCGCGAAUUGGGAGCACUCCGUUGCGGACGGCACGGCAACGCUGCGGCUGGCCGACCGCAUGUACCAGUCGGACUGCGAACACGUCUUCACGGAGGACGUCAUUGCGGAGCUUGCGACAGACGCGUCUCGACGCCUGCGGGCCGCCGCACUCUUCACGGAACUGGCGUGGUUGUUGGACGGCACAGUCAACGACACCAUGAAGCGAGCCUUCAGUGACUACAAGAAGAUGAUUGAGGUGAAUGAGACGGCGGUAUUGCGGUUUCGUCACUUCGGUGGGGCUCGCAUAAAAGGCGUAAAGGCCUCCCCUGACGCUUUUCUUCAGCUUGCGUUUCAGCUGACGUAUUACCGUCUUUUGGGGCGGGCAGGGGCCACGUAUGAGGCGGCGAGCACGCGAACAUUUCUGCACGGCCGAACAGAGUGUGUGAGGAGCGCCACACGAGCCUCAUUGGAUUUCUGCCGCAUGAGCGGUGAGCCUAUUUUUUCCGAGCCCGUCGGAUCGAUUCUGCCCACGCAGCGCGCACUGAUGUGGGAGGCCAUGCGACAGCACUCAGAGAACAUGCUACUUGCCAAAAAGGCACACGGAAUUGACCGCCACCUUCUUGGCCUGCGCCUACAGGCCGUGAAGCACGGCAUCCCGCUCCCUGACAUCUUUGAAAACCCCGUUUUUAAGCGCAGUGCUCACUGGAACAUGUCCACCUCCCACUGCGGAAGCAGCAGCCUGAGCCUCUUUGGCUUUGGCCCCGUCGUAGGCGACGGCUUUGGGAUAGGGUACAUGGUCAAGAACGAUCACAUCGAUGUAUGCAUUACAUCCAAGUUUACGCAUCCCUACACGAGUUCGGUGGUGUUUGCGACGAUUUUGCAGUCUUCCUUGCUUCACAUGAUGGGCAUCGUUGAAAGUGAGUCGACGCACCAGCGGGCGGAGGCACGCACGUUGUUGUUCUCCCACCCGACCGGAUUCAACGACUUUAAGUACGACCCAGCGGAGGGAUUUGUGUACAAGUGCUUCACGCGAUGA